GAAUCAAGAAGUGGGAAGCCGGGUAUCGAUAAUUGCCGUAUGAGUAGGACUACGCAAGUGCCCUCCGGGGGAACAGUUUAGUCGUUCUGUUAAGUUUUAGACGUGUUGUUAUUGUCGAGUGUCUUUAAGAUUUAAUUGAGAAUGGCGCCAAUAAGCGGUUGUUGUGCAAAGCCAAGUGGACCUGGGUACAAGACGCCGGCUGAUGCCAUGAAGGGUCCCAAAGAAAAAAUCCUUUAUGUUUCCUGCAUCCAGCCCUACCCAGAGGAGAAGAAAUCUCCCGAUUACAUAGCCACAGUUGAUGUCGAUCCUUCCAGUCCAUCCUAUAUGCAGAUAAUCCACCGUGCGUAUAUGAGCGCAGUUGGAGAUGAAAUCCACCAUUUUGGAUGGAACUCAUGUAGCAGUUGUUGCAACGAUGCAACAAAAAAGAGAAAUAAAAUUAUUGUCCCAGCUCUCGGUAGCGACCGAAUUCACAUUUUCAGUGUUGAUGAUCCCAAGGCUCCGAAGUUGAUCAAGGUGAUCCAGCCGGAGGAAGUGCAUGCCUUGAAUGCAUCGGCCUUGCACACGACGCAUUGUCUUCCGUCAGGCGAUAUCAUGAUAUCGGCAAUGGGGGAUGCCACAGGAGAGGGGCUCUGUAAUUACAUUCUAAUCGAUAAUGAAACCAACUCUUUGAAAGGUGUUUGGACUGACCAAGAAAACAUCAAACCAGCAAAGUUCGGUUACGAUUUUUGGUACCAACCGUACUGGGACACCAUGAUAUCGUCAGAGUGGGGCAUUCCAAAUAAAUUUAAACCGUGUUUCGUAGAGGAACAUGCCCUGGAUCCUGAAAUAUACGGCAGAUCUCUGAACGUUUUCUCAUGGUCAAAAAGGAAGCUUACACAGAUUAUCGACUUAGGGCCGGAGGGGAUAACGCCGCUAGAACUGCGGUUUCUUCACGAGCCCACCGCCGCUGAGGGAUUCGUCGGCUGCGGUUACCCAGGACAUAUUUUCAGGUUUUUCCGGAAGGAUGACGGAUCUUGGGAUGCAGAAAAAGUCAUACACAUUGCAAAGAAGAAGGUCAUCGGUCACACAGAGCCGGAAAUUGGAGGAAUGACGUUGGAUAUCGUGAUUUCAAUGGAUGAUCGUUUUCUCUACACAAAUAAUUGGAUGCAUGGAGAUAUUUGCCAGUAUGAUAUUACUGACACGCGGCACCCUAAACUGGUCGGCCAAAUUUUCUUAGGUGGUAAAUUGUUGAAGGAUGGGCCGCUUAAAUUAAUUGAUGAGGAGCAACCUGAGCCAGUAUACGUGAAGGGAAGAAAAUUAGACGGCGCGCCACAAAUGAUGCAGUUAAGUCUUGACGGAAAAAGAUUGUACGUCUCCACAGCAGUAUUCACACCCUGGGACAAGCAAUUCUAUUUGGAGCAUGUCAACAAUGGAUCAACUAUGGUGAAAGUCGACGUAAAUACAGAAACCGGCGGUCUAACUCUGGACCCUGAUUUUUUGGUUGAUUUCGGAAAAGAACCAAACGGUCCGAUCUUAGCUCAUGAAAUCAGGUACCCUGGAGGCGAUUGUACUUCGGACAUUUUCAUGAAACAACCAGCAUAGGUUAACUCCAAAACCGAAAUCAUCAAUCAUGUGCUAACUCAGGAAUUUUAAGUCAUUAAUAAUUAAUUAAUUCAUACUUGGUCUUGAGACGUGAAGAUGGCCAGGUUUGAACAUGCUUCAAUGGCUAACGGAUGAUGAUGACCGAUUGAUCUUAAGGAAAAGCUUUGUGAAUCUAACAUCGUAUCAAAUAAAAAUAAUAUAUGCGUACUUUCUUUCA
Messenger RNA from Bemisia tabaci, 1798 nucleotides. RefSeq names its product methanethiol oxidase. Gene Ontology annotation, molecular function: selenium binding. Lineage: Eukaryota; Metazoa; Arthropoda; Insecta; Hemiptera; Aleyrodidae. The record is from RefSeq and is a predicted model, not a curated record.